Messenger RNA from Hippoglossus stenolepis (Pacific halibut), 2474 nucleotides. RefSeq names its product TPA-induced transmembrane protein. Lineage: Eukaryota; Metazoa; Chordata; Actinopteri; Pleuronectiformes; Pleuronectidae. The record is from RefSeq and is a predicted model, not a curated record. The coding region runs from base 361 to 1068 and encodes 235 amino acids. The transcript has 6 exons.
AAUGGAGAGCAGGUCCGGGUUGUGAAACGCACUUGAGUCAUGUUGAUUCCCAGGGAAAUUGACAACGCCUCCUGACGUCAGGGACAGAAACCUGGAGGAAACACCUGGAGGAAGAAGGCGCAGGUCGAAGAAACCACCAGAAAGUGUAUAACAAACCUCUCAGUGUCCCCGGGGGAACGCGUCCUCGCCGUCCCGCUGUUUACUGAGGAUUUAAAGACACUUUGCACCCGCAGCUGGGACGUUUGAGUCCCGCGGACAUUGUGGUUUCUGUUUUAAAAAAAAAAAACAAGUCUGUAGCGUAGAAGACUUCCGGGUUUCGACUCCAGGCGUCUCCUCUGGGCGCAGAAGACAGACAGAGACAUGGACAUCCCGCUGAACCCCCUGAACCACAGGAACGGCAGCGAGGGACCCUUCGAUCCUGCUCAUGAACCAGCUGCGGGUAAUGGAGACGCGCUGCUCUCUGGUCGUGCAACAGACGAGGAAAUGAACGAGGGAACUGCUUACCCUAACGGAGAGAUUAGCACCGUCUGCAGGAUUAAGAGAGAAGUGGAAAAGAAUGUCAAACUGUGGAUGGUCAUUGUCGCCAUUCUUGUUCUCAUCGUCGCUGUGAUAAUUCUUUCGAUUGUGGUCUGCUCAGCGCUUCAGGAGGACGUGGACAACAAGUUCGACUCGUCGUUGUUUGAGAUUCCUCUGCGUUUCAACGGGAGCUUCCAGCUUCCUAAUAUGGUCUUCACGGAGGAACUUCUCAACCUCUCCUCCAAUGAAAGCCAAACUCUGACAGCUGAGCUUCAAGAAAAGGUGGCUGACCUCUACACCGCCUCCCCCGCUCUGGGACGGUACUUCUCCAAAGCCAAGAUCUAUUCCUUACGGAACGGAUCCAUCAUCGCUCACUACCAGCUGACGUUCCUCAUGCCUGAGGAGCAGCAGGAUCAGCUGAGAAACUUCACCCUGAGCAGGGAGAUGGUUUACAACGUGUUCAGACAGUUUCUAUACGACCAUGAGUCAGAAGAUUCUGCUCCCAACUACAUCGAUCCCCUUUCCUUAAACAUGUUUGGAAGACUGUGGUGACGAAAACCUGCUCAAACAAACAACACUGGAGAACCAGAGGAUCCUGUUUUCUGUGGGAUUGAAGUGAGACGGUUUGCCUCCGACAGCGCUGGGGCUUUCGACAGCAUGUGAUUUCUCAGAAGUGCGUGUUCGUUUUCCAACGAAUGUGUAGAAAUGUUGCACGUAAUCAUCUUCACAACAGGAAGCUACAUGACCACAGUCACACAAACCCACAGGGUGUGUGGGGUUUGUGUGCAGGUCAUAUGAAUGAUCUCAAUUUGUGUAGACUUUGAAGAAUAUCAAUAAUGAAACCAAUCAACUGGGCUGCGUUCAGAGGGUAAUAUAAACAUCUGCAAAGUGACAGUUACAUCAUCAGGACUUUGUGUUUAAAAAUUGUAUUACUAUGUGUUACUGUGCCUUGUUUAAGUGUAUUCAUCAUAAGAGUAUUGGUAAAAAUAUCAGGGUUGAAAUUAUGAUCACUGUAAUUUAACGUGUGAUUAUUUAAAGUUUUAAUAUUUGCAUGUCAGUGCCAUUCUUCUGCAUGUGGAGAAUUUGCCUUGAAAGUAGCAAACACUGUAGGAAAAAAUCAGCUAUGAUGGGGAAAGUAGUCAGUUAUUUUAAGCUAUACAUGCCCCAUAGAAAACCGUUUAUUAUAUACACAAAAAAACAUAGUUUGUGCAAUAUAUCACUUUUUCUACAUGUCAGAAAGGUUUCGUUUGACCCGUAUGUUUUGUUUCUAUGGUUGACCACUAGGGGGCGCACAUAUCCCACAUGCAGCAGUAACCAUUUUUUUAUUCUGUGUGCAGAGAACUAUCAAUAAUUUGUAUUGAUUAUCUCCCUCUUGAACACAAUGAGUCGUAUUGUGUUGCAGAUGAAUAUCUUUGCUGAUAUAUAUAUAUAUGUAGUUGACGUGUUUAUCGGCCGCUGCUGUGUCAGUGUGUCUGUUUCCUGGCAGUGGCCACGUCAACAUGUUUGUUUCUCUAAUGGGAUCUCUGCUGUGAUUAAUGUUUAUGCCAAAUUACCUGGUGACCGACAGACGCUCUUCCACCAGAAGGUCAAGUCGAGUUCCAGCUUGAGCCAAAAAAAAGACACUAAUUGCCAUCUAUGUUUAUUUUUUUAUCAGUUUAUGUCAAUAGUAAGAAAUCUGAUUAAGUUUUAAUAGUUGGAUUAAAAUCAAAUGCGUCUUUAACUUCAGAAAUAAAGAAUGUUUUUUAGAUGAAGUGUUUUUAAUGCAGUUAAUGUGAAGCUCAAGUUAUUACAGUCAUUCAGUUGUAUUGGAAUAUUUUUGUCAAUCAUUUCAUAUACAGCUAACUGGACAAUAUCAAACCAAGAUAUGGUGUAAACAAGUAUGAAGUUAUACAAAGUUAUGCUUGAAUACAAGUUUUGGGGAAUUUUAUAUAGAAAUAAAUGACAUUUUAUGUAAAAAA